GGAGUCAACUGUGUUCUUUUCGUCACGUCAAUUGUGAUUCUCUUCAAGCAAGGAGGGCGGCGAGGACUCAACGUCCUUCUAGUUGUGACUAACAUAUUCUUGUUUCUCGGCUGCACGACCCAUUUCAGCAUACAAUUCAAUCACUACUACACCACUUUGGGAUCAACGGGAGUGACAGGCUAUGCCAACGAAACACUCCUGAUGUUCGGCGGUGACAUCCUAAUGUCCAUUAUCGAUUUUGUCAGUGAACUCAUUCUGUGCUAUCGCUGCUGGGUCUCGGACAUGCUGCCACUUUCAGCAUGCAUCCAUGGUCUCGCCCAUCUAGUUCUCAGUACCGUGCCCACGGUGCUGGUCCUGCCACCUGCGCUGGUGUGGCUUGGACUCAUGGGCUACAUCUUAGCACUGUGCAUGAAUGUGCUCAUAACUGCACUCAUUGUCGGCUGCAUAUGGUAUGUGUCGCGUCACUGCCGGAACAUCAUUGUGGGUGCAAGCGGCACUGCGAAGGUGAUCAGCAUACUCGUCGAAAGCAGUGCAAUAUACCUCAUCAUGCAGCUUUCGUAUGUCACCUUGUUUGCUCUCGGUCUCCCCACAGAACAGAUCGCCGGCCUCGCGACAGUGCAGAUAUAUGUAAUAAUACUCUUUACUCACUCUCUUUUUCACCCAGCUUAUCCAGUCUCCCUCAUAGGGCAUCUGUCACAGUAUUAAGUGGCACCUUUCUUUUUGCACCAUUAAAGUCCUCAUUUGAGUGGUUAUUCAGAUGCCAACCUUCAUAUUGGUCUCGCAACGUGGAUACUUGAACAAACAGCACAAUGCCGCCACAUACAUCACGGACAUGAC
Messenger RNA from Laetiporus sulphureus 93-53, 837 nucleotides. RefSeq lists its product as uncharacterized. The record is from RefSeq and is a predicted model, not a curated record. Lineage: Eukaryota; Fungi; Basidiomycota; Agaricomycetes; Polyporales; Laetiporaceae. The transcript is spliced from 3 exons. The annotation marks the transcript as partial.